Molecule: messenger RNA, 5979 nt
Organism: Exophiala mesophila
Lineage: Eukaryota; Fungi; Ascomycota; Eurotiomycetes; Chaetothyriales; Herpotrichiellaceae
Exons: 1
Coding region: 636-5255 (1539 amino acids)
Source: RefSeq, a predicted model, not a curated record
UCUCGCGGCUCCUACUAAGCCGCUUCGGUUCUUUGGAGAUGGUUUCCCCUCGUCUACAUUGAACGCCAUAUUACCGGGGCCAUUCCUCAUCUUCAAGCAUUUCCUGACCUAGGAAUUCUUUUGCCUCUGCCCUGUUUGUUUCCCUGUCGCAAGGCAGUGCCACUCUGCAAGUCUACGCGUCCUUUAGCGAGCAUUUCUCACAGGUCACCUUCCACCCCCGGUGUCACGUGUGGUCCCAAGUACUAUUUUCGCCAUCCGGUCACGCCGACCAAGUGUGGCGCAUGACUGUGCAGUCGUCCAACGACCGCAUUCGGGACCCUCCAAUUUGGCUCUCCUCGGUAGUUUUUGACAGCCUUCUUGACGUCUUCUUCAUGUCUUGGUCUCGGGUAAAGAUAGCCUUGUGCGACAUAUGACCAGCUCGUCCUGGACCCGUCUCGCAUUUCAGAGAGACAAUUGAGUCAAAGUCCCCCGUCAGCCCACCCUUCCUCGCUCCGGCGAGCAAUCAGAGUCCCGCAAAUGAUCACUCCGGAUCGUCAUAUCCGCUCUGUCGUUUCCUUGCGGAAUGAGGCCUGUUCAAUUUCACUCUUGUUCACAACCAAGGAGGAUUGAGUGGGAGAAUACUAGUAUCCGUCGACAUGUCACACAGACCAAAACCCAAUGAUACCCGGCAGGGUAUUUCUAGAACCAAAGAUGCUACCGUACCACGAGCGGGCAGAUUGCAAAGUUCCAGAGAGGAUGACCGCCAGCUUGACUAUGGACGCCCCACGGCAAGUUCUGCCUCCAGAUCACAGCCUCCCCGGUUCAAUACAUCUAGGACUGUGGACAGAAACCUACACACGAAACAAGCCACCGGGAAAAGCUCUAUACACACCUCCCCAGAUCCGAGGACACUGGAGUCCUCGAGAAAGCCGCCUCUGCCAUCCGUCUCACAUCGUUCCGCGGCUCCUUCAGUCUCCUCGUCACAAGAAGUACCCUUGCUCAUUGAUACUGGCCUGAUUCCAAGAACACGAAUGGGAGAGAUGAGACCAGAAGCAACCCUUCUUCCCACUAGGUAUGCUAAGAGCCAGCUACCAUCCAAAGCCGGGACCGAGACCGCGUUUGGACUAUCUGUAUCCAGCAGCAACCUCACCACUCGGACUACCGAUCUUCCACCCAGACUCAUCCCAGAACUGCAGGCUUUGGCCGCGUCGUCUUCGAGGCAGCAAGACAUGUACUCAAAGUCCGCCAGCUCAAUUAGUAGCCCGUCAACCCGAUUCUCAAACACUCCGAGUCCCUGGAGCGUUUCCACAACCACGACCACCCCUACAUCGUGGUCUUCAGCAUCCCCCGGGAUCGUGCAGCAUGUCCCGCUCAAGCCACAGAGCCAGAGGUCUCAGACCGUGCCUGUCCCAACUGUCAGACGUGAAAAGACACCCAAACUACCAGCCGUUGUUGAAGCAUUUCCACCCGUUCAGUCUCACCCGUCAGCGUCAACGGAAUCCGUAACACGAGAAAAAUUGAGAAAAUCACCUAGCACCAAAAGAACUCCGUUAAACACACCGGCUCCGACACCUCCGCCAAGGACUUCAUCUGCCAAACAGGCUCUCAGCCGCACAAGCAGUCGUAGCGACAAACAACGUCGCAAACUUGAACAAGAUCCUACGGAAUCACUGACUGAGCUCGACCGCAGCCCCUUGGCAAGACAUGCAGACCCAGGCCUUCAGAACGUUGGCGACUCCCUGCAACGCAGCAUCAUAGCGAAGGCCCAUGAUGAUCUACAGCAAUCUCUCGUUCGAGCACCUACAAGACCAAGCCGGCAUGGGGUGACAGGUCUUGACGACAGCAGACCAGUUCUGGUCAACACUCAUAGAUCUGGAUUCACCAGUAGACAUCAGCAACUCUUGGAAUCCGGUGAUGAAACCUCUUCAAAUUCCUUUGACGCCUCUCUUCGAGGCCCAUCCUCGACGUCGCUGCCCCGUCCCCCGUCUCCCCAGGAACCUGUCUCCGGUUCUCCCAGCAGACUCGGCAAGCUUUCACGCCUAGGUCUCUUCAGUCGGCGCGGGAAGUCUCCCGCGAACGAAGUUGAGAGGAGCCCACGUAAAUUACAACGAAAAGGUCCAGUCGCAGGCACAGGUCAUGAAGGCUAUGGAAAGUAUGGGAAAAGGGGGCGAAAGCAGUCACAGGAGAGCUCCUCCGUUAACAACAGUGAGAGUGAGAGAUCUGUCAGCAGCACACGACGAAUCCCAAUUCCAACAUCAGGUCGCAGAGACAGUCGAGGAAGCAGCCGACAGAAUCGAUCCAGUCAAUCUGACCUGGAUGAAUUCGCUGCCACAAGGCUUAAGCCGACACCGAUUCGAGGGGGUUCUGGCUCCAGCAUGGGAAGUCCAGUCCCAGAUCAGGGAAAGUAUUUCGAUCAUGAAGCCCCUGUGCCUUUAAUAGACCAUGACAAGUGGGGAACUCCGUCGCAGUCGCAGAACUCAAUAGCCUCAUCAAACGCGAGGCAAGAAGCCAGUCCUUCUCCAAAAGUUACAUCCGGUGACGAUGUCCAUCCGACACUGGCAGUGAGGCGGUCGCAGCGCUUUCUUUCUGACAGAGAGCCUUUUAGUCUCCCAACUCCCAUACGAACUGAAGACCUGUCAGCGCCUCUGUACCUCAAUAGCCAUGAAACGGGCGAGUCUCUACCGAUGGCUCCCUCAACAUCAACCGCAAGUACCACUGCUGAAACAAAUAAAGCCGACACGUUGCAGGCUAAGAAGCACCGGAAGCUACGAUGGAACAUAUUUCGGAAGAAAGAGGUUGCUGGACCGGAUUCACAAAAGUCCAUUCUGAUAUCCUCACCCACUCCGGAAGAGAUGUCUGUCAGUGUCUCUGCAGUUCCCGUCUCAAGACCCAUGCCAUAUUACGCAAUGUUGGACUCAGAGAGCGAGAUAAAUGCAAACACUUAUGUCGAUCAGCAUCUUCUUCAUACGGUUCAGUCGCCAGCAGUGAGCCCUUUCUUCCAAUCCGAGAACGAGAGAUUUUUCGAAUCGCCACAACGGCCAGAAGAGGAUGACGUCUUCCUGCCUAACAUUUCGGUACCACCGCUGCAAUCCUUCGCGAGCUCACCACCACCGGUACCUCUUCAGAGUCCUUCGGAACGAAUCCAUGUUCAACUUAGUGAACAGCCCCGAAAGCAACCACGACUUGCGCGAGUUGGAAGAAUCCCCCCAGUAGUGCCACGAAAUGAAAGACAGCAUAAACCAAGCCGAGCCUCCUUUUCACAGCCUUUUGUGCGGCAGCAGGGUCCUCAGCAUGCAGAUCUCACACUCCAGGGUUCUUUUGAUGGCCUAGAAAACUCAUUGGAAUCUGAGCACCGCCAGUUACAUGACAGAAACUGGCCAAAGGACCCUGGAAUUGCGGCUCAAGAUCAUCCGCCCCGUGCGGAAAACGAGUUCUUACAAUUGGAUCCAAGACAUGCUUCAGACUUCUCAUCUUCUAGCACGUCCGAAGGAACGCUCAGCCACUUCGGCCCGGCACUGGCAGCAACACUAGGCGGGUCGUCGUCAUUGCAUAGCCCGCAAUGGCCUGACACUCUUUAUGAUCUUGGUAACCCUAGUGUGGAUGAGGUUUGGAAUGAAUACGAUGAUUUCAUCGACCAAGUCAUGUCGCCAUCUCAGGAACGUCGGCAAAAGCAAGCGGUUGGCUUGCGACAGCGUGACAAUAUCAAAGGCAACCUUGAGGCGCGCCGAAACCUCCAUGUCGAUACUACACGCUCUCGUGUAACGGCUAAGACCGAUCUUGAAAGCACCGCCAGAAAGCCCGCCCUCGGAGUGAAACGACCGGUGUUUGCACCUACGAUCGUCACCUCUGCGACUCCGCCGGUGGUAUUUUCAUCUUCUGCUCUAUCGGGGAGAAAUGUCGGUGAGGAUAUUCGACUUCGACGUUCACGAAUUGUAUCUGCGUUGCAUUCCUCGAUGGAUCCUUCAUCGCCAUUUUCGAUACGAGAUCUCCUACGCGAAUACGAAACACCACUUCGAGACAGCGGCAGGUAUUCAGAGCGACUGAGUACAUCUACGGCUGGCCAAUCGCUGGAACGCGUAACAACUACCGCUACCGCACCUGAAGGCCCUGGGGAUCAAAGCCAUCAAGAAACUUCCACUCUGGUAGAUGUGGUCGAACGAAGCAAAGACCCUGCUCGACAGUCUGAGUUACACUAUGCUUUCCUCAUGGUAGCGAAAUGGCUGUCAUUCGGACGCGUUUUAUUCUCGCCAGCCCAUGACGAAAUCCAGACGAUUGCAGAACGUCAUGUUCUGGUGAUUGACGGACUGGGCAAUGGGGAUUGGUCUAUCUAUUGUGCUGUUACAUACGAGCCCCAUAAGGCGUUUGUUCACAAUCUGAGAGAAAGGCCGACAACGAAGCACGCCAGAGACCUGGGCCAAUCUUCCAACAGUCCAAACAAUCACCGGCGCGCAGAAGUGUCAAACUUUUACGAACGAUUCCCCUUUCCGCCAUCUUUCUUCUCAGCAGUUGUGCUUCGAUUCCCUCCGGCGAUGGCUGAGGCCAAGAUGAAGAACAUCAUCUCCGAGUGCAGACGGGUUCUUCUGCCCGGCGGUUAUCUCGAGCUGAUGUUGCUCGAUUUGGAUAUUGUCAAUAUGGGAGUGCAGACGCGCCGAGCUAUACGGGAUUUGAAGUUCAAGAUGACCACAGCCGAUGAACAGAUCAGCUUGAGACCGAUCAUCGACAAUGUUCAAGGCGUUCUUGGCGCAAGAGGAUUCUCGAACAUUAGUCGAUGCAUUGUGGGAGUUCCAGUGGCUGGACGACCGAGUGGUUCUGAAGACUCUUCCUCCUCGCGGUCCAGCGGCGGGUCUGAUGGUCUGACCAAACCGGGAGAUUCCAAAUCAGCGACGGCGUCUCCCCGGAUGACGUUUAGUGAUAGCUACGGACGGAAAGGAGCGCACUUGUCAUUGAAUGAUCUCAUUGCUGACCAUUCCGAUAAUGCGGAUGCCAAGAUUGGAAAGAUUGUUUCGAGCACGGCGCGGCGGUGGUGGCAGCACUGUUUUGAAGCUACAGUGAUUGCUGAUGGCAAUCUCAACAAAAGCGUGUUUGCCGACAAAGGAGUACUCGGCGAAUGUAAGGCACGAGGUUCGAGUUUUAAGAUGCUUAUUGCAUAUGCUCAGCGACCCGUUUUUGAAACUCGAAGACGGACCAUGAGUGAGCCGGUGGUACCAACACUCGCUACUGCCGGCAAUCAACGGCAGACAAAAGCCAGCCCCGGCGGGGCUCGAAGGGCGACCUGACCGGCCCCAGAUCUCUUCGCGACGAGGGUCUGGACCUCGGUCUGGUGGCUUGGAGAAAGAGAGAAUGAAGCAUACGAAACGAGAUUAACGAACUACGAAAGAAUGGACGAAGAUAUGAACAUAAAUGAUGGGUACCGGAGCCAGGCGUUGAUUGAUCACUAGGUAAUUGACUCAAUUACGCAUCUUAUGCGAAACAAGGUGGAAGUUCUCCAACCAGAGGAAAGUUCUGAUAUGCAUGGUUAGGACAAAGACCAAAGAACAGACUGGCAAUAUGUCCAGGAGUAAGGCGCAAGCCUACGACACCCUCUAAUUCUCGAGAUAUAGGGGAUAUAUAGUUCCUCUAGGUUGGACUCUGCAGGCAGAAGUCGAUCAGAUAAUAGAGAUAAUAUAAGAUACGGCAUUGGGUUGCUGGCGUGGUACAAAUGGAGCAAGAGUUUGCACACGAUUUAGGAUGGGGAUAUGGGGAUAAUGGUCCAAGCAAGAAAAAGGAUGAAAUGGACUCACAAGUGCGUAUGGCCCUGUCCGUCAGUCCAGCUGCUCAUGUGCGCUGGAGAAGGGCCUACUUAGAAGACGUGGAGUGAAGGAAUCCUCGGACUUUUGAAUGGACUUUAGGUGCUUCGUUACCCAAUUGAGUAACUAAUAGUUAUGACCGGAGGAGCCUGCAUAAAGACUCGUAGUACGGGUAUGGUCUAUUUGUAUGACUGUGACUCCCGAAGCUGAAUGA